Molecule: messenger RNA, 1599 nt
Organism: Didymodactylos carnosus
Lineage: Eukaryota; Metazoa; Rotifera; Eurotatoria; Philodinida; Philodinidae
Source: the annotation of a GenBank genome assembly
CAAUUAAGAAAUAUCGUGUACGGAUACAAGAGGACGCAGAAGGAACCUUCUGCGCAAUCCGUUGCGCAAGCACAAAUUACGUGUGGUGGAUGUAUGCAAACUGCAAACCCAAAGUAAUAAGUAAUACAAAAAAAACUCAAGCUCUAACACUACCACAGUGUCGACGGUAUAGGCGUAAUCGCCUGUAUAAGUACCCGAAGUGUGGGCGACUUAAAAAGAAUAAAGAAUAACCGAGGUCUAACACUAUCACAGUGUCGACGAAAUGUAAGCUACCUACAAACGAAGAAAGAGAAGUGGAGAGAAGAUCCGUGUGAAACCGAGAAAACCUAUGACCGACAGAGGGAUAUCCGGAGAUGGGCAGACUAUUUGUACUUCCAUUUCCAGAGCUCCGAGUGUAGUGCUAGGAAAUUUCGGAUAAGGAGGCAGUGACGGAGGGAAGUAUUAGGAAAGAACGAAACUCGAUCAGGAGGAGGAUGGGCUUCCCUAAGAUGGAGUUUCAGGAUAGAUCGUGAAGGGUGGUUACGGUGCAUGAUCAAUCCGAAUAAGAUAAAGACAAGUAGAAAUGUCAGGAUAUAUCGAUAUGCUGCUACAGGCAAUUAUCAACGUUUCACGUUAGGCUGACUAUUUGAGAAACUGGACUCUUUGCCCCGAUGGCAUAGUCAGUUGAGUGCGUUGCUCAUCGUGGUGCUGUUAGUUUUUUUUAUUUCAUGUUGAAAAAGCUCAGUGACUGGCGUCUUUCUAAAAGCGCAUAUUUAGUCGACUGAAAAAAAAAACGAUUUUCUGCAAACUUUAGCCGCUCUUACUUUCAGUUUCAAAUAAAAAAGUAACCGCAUCACGGUGAUCAGUGCCAUCAGUUGAAUAUGUCUGGGAAAUUUUUCGAACUAAACAGUCCAAUCUUCAAAAAGUUAGACAAGCAGAAAACACUCAUACUACGGCAAAGAUUCGCUUGGACACCAUUUAAAAGGCUACACUUUAAGCUAUAAAGGCAGGGAAAAAUUAAAGGUUUUGGUCUAAAUUAAAUCGCGUUGUUUUCGUGUCUCAUAACAAUAAACAUUUUUCAGAGAAGAACUGUCUUAUUUAUUUUAAACUUUCUUUUACGUACACAUAGGUGCAAAAGUGCGUACUGUCAAUUACGAUUGCUCAUCAGAAAAUGUUCGUCUUGUCAGUUACCUUAUUCUCAACUGUAAGACACUUGAAGGUUUUGGUGGACUUAUGCGUAAAUAUUGUUUACAACGUUGUGGUCCAAUAUUUACCGAAGUGGUUAAACAACUAAUUUUAUUAGACGAUGACGACGACGACGACAACAACACUGUUGCUGUGACAAAGACAGAUAAACUCGCUGCUCCCUUUAGAAAUCAAAUUUCAACAGCAACAGUAGAAAAACCACUUUACAAGGACGAAGCUAUGAAAGGCUGGCGUUGGAAUUCAGGGAAUGAAAGUCAAAUUAAAAGAUUUAAAGAAUUUAUUGACACAAGAGCCAUUACAGACAUUGAAUAUGAAAACUGGGAUAAAUCAGAAAAUCUUGAAAAAUCAGUUUUUUAUUGUUAUCGUCGACGUGCUCCCAAUAAACCACAAAAACAUCGCUUUAUUUUGUUUUAA